This is a messenger RNA of Synchiropus splendidus (mandarinfish), 3983 nucleotides long. RefSeq names its product insulin-degrading enzyme (gene ide). Bases 44 to 3091 code for a protein of 1015 amino acids. The transcript is spliced from 25 exons. Gene Ontology annotation, biological process: peptide catabolic process. Gene Ontology annotation, molecular function: metal ion binding; metalloendopeptidase activity. NCBI's taxonomy places the organism in Eukaryota, Metazoa, Chordata, Actinopteri, Syngnathiformes, Callionymidae. Gene Ontology annotation, cellular component: mitochondrion; cytosol; peroxisomal matrix. The record is from RefSeq and is a predicted model, not a curated record.
CGUCUGUCAAAGAUGGACGGUUUGUUUUCCAUGAGUGCAAAGUAUGUUUAAGUGCAUAAGCCGAACGGCCCAGUUUAGAAGAUAUCUCCAUCCUGCCGACACCACGUUCUAUUGCCACCAAAAUUUUCGGCUGGUGUCUUCCCAUCCACUCAAAAUGACGGACCCAGCAGUGAAGAGGGUGAUCAGUGACAUCAUUCGCUCUCCAGAGGACAAGCGGGUAUAUAGAGGAUUGGAGUUCACCAAUGGCAUGAGGGCCAUGCUCAUCAGUGACCCAACAACAGAUAAAUCCUCCGCCGCUUUGGAUGUUCACAUAGGGUCAUUAUCGGAUCCUGCGAACAUCUCAGGUCUGGCACACUUCUGCGAACACAUGCUCUUUUUGGGAACAGAGAAGUAUCCCAAGGAGAAUGAAUACAGCCAGUUCCUGAGUGAACAUGCAGGCAGCUCCAAUGCCUUCACCAGUGGAGAACAUACAAACUAUUACUUUGAUGUGUCUCAUGAGCAUUUACAAGGAGCCCUUGAUAGGUUUGCCCAGUUCUUUUUGUGCCCUCUGUUCGAUGAGAGCUGUAAGGACAGAGAAGUGAACGCUGUAGACUCUGAGCACGAGAAGAACCUCAUGAAUGAUGCCUGGAGACUGUUUCAGUUGGAGAAAGCAACUGGCAACCCAAACCAUCCUUUUAGUAAAUUCGGAACAGGUAACAAGUUGACGCUCGAGACAAGACCAUCUCAAGAAGGCAUCGACGUCCGACAGGAGCUGCUGAAGUUUCACUCUACGUUCUAUUCCUCAAAUCUCAUGGGACUGUGCGUGUUAGGUCGAGAGUCAUUAGACGAGUUGACCUCUAUGGUUGUUAAUCUGUUUGGAGCUGUGGAGAACAAGAACGUGCCUAUCCCAGAAUUCCCUGAGCAUCCUUUCCAGGAAGAACAUCUGAAACAAUUCUACAAAGUUGUGCCUAUCAAAGACAUCAGGAACCUCUAUGUGACGUUCCCCAUCCCAGAUCUGCAGAAGUACUACAAGUCAAACCCAGGACAUUAUCUGGGACACCUGAUUGGUCAUGAAGGACCAGGAAGUUUGUUGUCUGAGCUCAAAUCUAAAGGCUGGGUGAACACACUUGUCGGGGGGCAGAAAGAAGGUGCUAAAGGAUUCAUGUUCUUCAUCAUCAACGUGGACUUGACAGAGGAAGGACUCUUGCACGUGGAGGACAUCAUCUUCCACAUGUUCCAGUACAUCCAGAAGCUGCGGACAGAGGGGCCACAGGAGUGGGUCUUCGACGAGUGCAAGGAUUUAAAUAAAGUGGCGUUCAGGUUCAAGGAUAAGGAGCGGCCGCGUGGAUACACAUCCAAAGUGGCUGGUUUGUUACACUACUAUCCUCUGGAAGAGGUCCUGGCAGCCGAGUACCUGCUGGAGGACUUCAGGCCAGAUCUGAUCGAGAUGGUACUGGACAAGCUGCAGCCACAGUUUGUCAGAGUUGCUGUUGUGUCAAAGUCAUUUGAAGGACAAACGGAUAAAACAGAGGAGUGGUACGGCACGCAGUACAAACAGGAGGCCAUUUCUGAAGAGACCAUAAAGAAAUGGGCAAACGCAGACCUUAACGGCAAGUUCAAACUACCUAUGAAGAAUGAAUUUAUACCGACCAGCUUUGAGAUCUACCCUCUGGAGAAAGACUCUCCUUGUGUCCCAACACUGAUCAAGGACACUGCAAUGAGCAAGGUUUGGUUCAAGCAGGAUGACAAGUUCUUCCUGCCCAAAGCCUGUCUGAACUUUGAGUUCUUUAGCCCGUUUGCGUAUGUGGACCCGUUGCAUUGUAACAUGGCAUAUUUAUACCUGGAGCUCCUCAAGGACUCCCUCAACGAGUAUGCAUAUGCAGCCGAGCUAGCUGGCUUGAACUAUGACCUCCAAAAUACCGUCUAUGGGAUGUAUCUCUCUGUCAAAGGUUACAAUGAUAAGCAGCACAUCUUGCUGAAGAGGAUUAUUGAGAAGAUGGCCACGUUCGAGAUAGACGAGAAGCGCUUUGACAUCAUCAAGGAAGCGUACAUGAGGUCCUUGAACAACUUCCGAGCCGAGCAGCCGCACCAGCACGCCAUGUACUACCUCCGUCUCCUGAUGACUGAGGUCGCCUGGACCAAAGACGAGCUCCGAGAGGCUCUGGAUGAUGUAACUCUCCCACGCCUCAAGGCCUUCAUACCUCAGCUGUUGUCACGGUUACAUAUUGAAACCCUUCUCCAUGGCAACAUCACCAAGGAGUCGGCCCUCGGUAUGAUGCAAAUGGUGGAGGACACGCUGAUCGAGCACGCUCACACCAAGCCCCUCCUGCCGAGCCAGCUCAUCCGCUACAGAGAGGUGCAGGUUCCGGAUGGCGGCUGGUACGUGUAUCAGCAGAGGAACGAGGUGCACAACAACUGUGGCAUCGAGAUCUACUACCAGACCGACAUGCAGACCACUCACGACAACAUGCUGCUGGAGCUCUUCUGCCAGAUCAUCUCCGAGCCCUGCUUCAACACACUGAGAACCAAAGAACAACUUGGCUACAUCGUGUUCAGCGGCCCCAGACGGGCCAACGGCGUCCAGGGCCUGCGCUUCAUCAUCCAGUCAGAGAAGGCGCCUCACUACCUGGAGAGCCGCGUGGAGGCUUUCCUCUGCACCAUGGAGAAGGCGGUGGAGGAGAUGAACGAGGAAGCCUUCCAGAAACACAUCCAGGCUCUCGCCAUCCGCCGCCUGGACAAACCCAAGAAGCUGUCGGCCGAGUGCGCCAAGUACUGGGGCGAGAUCAUCUCUCAGCAGUACAACUUCGACAGAGAUAACAUCGAGGUGGCCUACCUGAAGACUCUGACCAAGGACAGUGUCAUGCAGUUCUACAGGGAGCGGCUGACCGUCGGUGCUCCGAAGAGACACAAGGUGUCGGUCCACGUUCUGUCCAGAGAGAUGGACUCUUGUCCCAUCGUCGGAGAGUUCCCUGCGCAGAAUGACGUCAACCUGGCGCCCGCUCCAUCUCUGCCUCAGCCGUCGCUGGUCCAGGACAUGACGGAGUUCAAGCGCAGCCUCCCGCUCUUCCCGCUGGUCAAACCUCACAUCAACUUCAUGGCGGCUAAACUGUGAGCGACAACUGGCCGCGGCGCUCGGAUCGUCGGGACGACGGAGCGAGCGCGAGCAGGCACGUGCGUGUGUGUGUGCAUGUGUGGCAGGCUGGAGCCACCAGAAUCAAACGUGUUUGAAUUUCAAGUUAGUCGUGGCCGUAGCAGUGAGGUGGGCGGCGGGCAGGGAGCGUCGCCGCCGCGCCGCCAUGAAGGUUCACCCGUCGGCCUGGUAGCUCAACUGUGGAAAUAUUUUACUGAGACAUUUUAACGGAUGCAUCCGAAGACGGUCUGCCUUAUAUUUAUCCUUUUUUUAGUUUUCAUCACCGCGCGGCAGCCGUUAAAACGCUGGAGCCUUUUAACUCCAUCCUUAAAUCCCGCCGUAGAAUCUCAGGGUUUGACUUCAGUUUCACCCCCAAAUGUUCCUUCUUCACCCCAAGAGGUUGCCCAUAUAUGCACUUCUGUCACUCCAGCAAUAAACCCGAGUCCAACAGCGCCCCCUGCUGAGUAGCAACCGGCGGCUCAAGAUGAUGUCAAAAGUUCAUCGCUCACUUCUUCCCCCCCCAUUUGACCGUCGCUCCAGCGUUUUAGCGUCUCACCGGGAUCCACACUUUUAAUGACGACUCGACAGGUUUUUAUAUUUUAUUUGAACAUGACUUGAGUCACAGGCCGCUGUCACCGAUGUUUUAAGAUUGUCUUGUGUUUAAUAAAAGACUGAAUGUAAAAAAAAAAAAAAAGUUUGUUUGACUCAUGGGACGAGUCCACAGGAGCUGGCGUGUCCUAACAAGGAAUCAAGCUCUCCGUUUCAUGAAGUGGCUAUUGCCGACUACACUGAAGCGUAACAUUAUGACCACAUGCAGCGUUAAGCUUUUGCCUGAUACUGAUCUGACAACUAGUGAUGGGCUUAUGAGGCUUCG